AAAUAAUAUCGUAUUCAGAUACUAAAAGGCUUCUAUUAUAAUAGAAAAUCGCGUAAAAUGUUAAAUGACGUUUAUGUUGAUUAUAACCUAUUUUUGUAACAAUAAGUAUAAGUGAUACAUAUGUACAUAUGCAAUGAUAAAUUCUAUUAUUGAAUAGAUGGAAGUAUUUUAUAAAAAUGGGAAAACAACGUAAAGAAUUAUUGACAUCGAAAAUUUAUUUGAUAUUUCUCGUUGACAGAGUUCACGAGCUACAGAGGUACCUUUACUUGUUUUUAUUGAUCGACGCCUGUGCAAUAAGCGACCUCGACGUAUCAACCCUAGCCUAUGAGAAGUAAUCAUCGGUUAAUAUAUCGUUUCCUAACAUUUAGAAUUUUAACCUUAUUUUCUAUCCGAUCAUGUAACGUACAGUGGUUGCCUCUGUUUAUUAAAAAUUUAACAAAAAUACUGGACGGAAAUAUAGGAAGACAAAGAGGUCGUUGAAGUAUCUGUGAGGUGAAACACAGCAGUACAUAUUCGAAGCAAUAAUAACUUCAAUCAAUGUAAUAAUUCGACUUUAUUCAAGUAUCCCGAGUAGACUACGGACGCGUAAAUUAUGUCAUAUCGAAUAGAAACAUGAGUAUCACAACGCUUCAAAGUUCCAGUAUGUCUUACGCACUUUGUACGAAUUGCUUGGCAAUAUGAAUAACAACAGGCUUAGAAACAUGACUACCGAUCUACUUUGAAACGCGAAAUUUAAUCAGCCAAAUUAUAACGAUUUAAAUUGAACAAUGAUUUUCUGUUAUUUCGGUAAAUUCUUAAUUCAAUGGUUCAUUCAAAAUAAGUGGGACAAAGUAAACCUUCGCAAUUUCUUUUGUAAUCCCUUACAAGUAACAACGGUCGAUCACGAAUUUAUCAAAUAUAUUAGUAUUUUUGGAAGUAGUUAACUGACGUACAUUUUUCUUAAAAGCCUAGAAGUUUUUAAGUUAAAUCAGAGAUCCAAUUCGAACACACCACUCCUAAGAUGCAACUCACACUAUGCGCUGUAUUAUCUCGAGUAAAGGAGAAUGAUUAUCAAUUGUGAAAAUCGGUGCAAAGAAUCUCUGCGUUCUUACGAGUAAAACUCUCGGGAGUGAAAAGUGAACAAAUUCAAAAUGUCCGAGGGCGAAGGGAAACGGGCUUCGCCGAUACCAGUGGUGGCUCAUAUACAAUGUUGCAACAGUGUAACUAAUACACAGUGUCCUGCACUUCAAGUAACUCCACGAAUGUUAAGAUCACCGAGUCAUGAAAGCGUCACGACCGACCUUUCUCUAUUUAGUGUUUCCUCGAUAGCAAGCGAAUUACGGGGCGCCGGUAAUAGGCUGGUUACCUUCAAAUCUUACACCGAUGUACAUCUCACUGGCCGUGGUCCAUCGCCGAAACCAGAUUUUCGUCAAAUUCAAACUACCAGGCCAGCGGAUAUACCAGAAAUUCUUUGGUUCGAAGAAGAAAAUGAACUGAUCCGUAGUUGCGGUUUGCUAUCGUCCGCGCUUGGCAUUCGCAAAAGCUUCAGUACGAGUGAUGUCUCUCAGUUACCAAGUCCGGAUGCUUUGGACACAGGCGGACUGCGAACAGCAGUCUCUGCCUUGACCUUAGACACUGCCCAACGAAGUACUUUGCUUUUGGAGCAUACCAGACUCGAUCAUGCUUCAAGGUCUUGUAGCACAUGGGUCGCGGUUGGUGAACCCGUAGCUAUUACGUCGCAGCUUCCCAGUCCUCACGGAGGAGCUGCACAGGAACAACAACGUCAGCAAAAUUUGUCUACUCAGUCAGCUGCAUCCCAAUCGGCGCCACAACCUCCGCCUGCGCCGCCCCUACCUUCGGUACCUUUUACAGGAGCAGACCUGGUCAGAUCUGUGAAUAAAAAGGUCCGUCAAAAUUACAUACGUCGAAGGUUGAUCAGAUUAUUGACAACUUAUCGCGCGUUGGAACGACUUUCGCAGAGCGAGUUCAAUCUGGAUCAAUUAGAAGCUGCAGCAAGUGCAGCGCAAACUUCCAGCAGUACCCUGCUAGUUCCUGGUGCAUCGACUAUUACCGGAAUCGCUCUAUUGGGACGAAAAGAACGGAACCAUGCUCUGACCAUCAAAGACGUGGAAAGAGAACGUGGGAAUCAAUUGUCGAAAUACGAAAGGAAUAUGAUGAUUUUCAAUUGGCUGCACACUCUCGAUGAUACUGCUACUGUUGAUAGUGUUGAAUAAAUUAAAUCAAAUAUUUAUUAUUAAAUCUUCAAUCAAAUAAUUUAUUGCGUAAAGGUGUGCAACCCUUUCGUUAUGCUGGACAGUAACAAGAUGUGUACAGUAAGUCACAAGCAACAGAUGUAACUGUUAUUAACUGAAAUAUUCAAAAGUCAUGUACAGAACGUUAAUUAUUAUAUGGGAUGACAUAUUAUAAUACAUUUAAAACGAAUUGAAUUUCUUCGGUUUGUUGCUACGGUAUACGAAUGGCGAAUAUAAUUGCAAGUAAUUCGUCCAGCUUUUAAGGUCUUGAAACUGCUGAUAAAUUAGCGUUCUGUUUAAACGCGUUUGAAUUGUAUACAUAUAUUUAUACAACGAAAUCUUCGAACAGAUUCGGACACCGUCCAAAACAAACUUGCGAGUGCGUUUGAUUAGCUUCUGAUCGAUGAGCCUCCGACUCUUCGAAAAAACACGUUGACUACCAAGCAAGUCUCAGGGGCUCGCACGUUCGACUAUAUUUAAAUCUUUUUUACGAACUUCGGUGAAAGUUGUAAUUUUAUCACGAGCUUGCAAGCUUUUCUGUUCGAACCCAUUGGAACUCUUCGUUGUGUACGUAUAUAAAGUUUCGUAGGAAAAGAAAGGCGAGCGGGAUUCCAGCUGAAGUCCCGACUUCAACUACCACCAACUACCCUGCUCUCCAGGCUUUGUCUAACUGUUUAAGCGUCGCGUGUCAUAUCAAAAAUCCGGAGGAGAAGUGCCAAGUAGCGCGAACGCGCUUCUUUCGUUUCAUAUCGAAAAGUGCCAAGAUCGCGCUGUUUUACAUGUUUAUAUAGCAAUUACCGGGAACCGUGUGCGAUAUAGCAUUUGCGAGUAUUACGAGAACAAAACUGUCAGCCUAGUUCUUAAGGUUCUGCAGAGAGGCGGUGAGCUUGGAUUCCUUAACGUUAUUUCAUUCAGACGCGUUUGAACCUCGUUGUAAGUGACCUUGACGCUGUUGCAAGCUGCUUGUAAGCUAUUUGCAAUACACAAUGUUUGAAACAACAGUUGCAUAAUUAAUGAUCGCAUCGUCUCUGAAGUAUUUACAUGCAUGUUCAAUUUUAAAGAUCGACAUUGCGGAAACUGGAAGAGCGAUAGACACAGACGAGGAAAAUCUUCCAACCAUCGCAUUCGAAUAUUAAUGAUAUUGAGGAAUUGUGGAACUUGCGAGAACAGUAAUCAAAUUCUCCUCUGUCUUGUUCAACUACUAAAUUAUUCACGAAAAUUGAACAAUGCUAAGAUCUUGGUACUAAACUACAUGGUUCAGAGUCUAUCGAGUAUAAUUCUUUUAAAUCGCUACUUGUGUAACGUGUUUAUGAUCUCAUACAUAAAAUAUAAUGCUUUUUCAUACUCGUAACUUUGGGUGGAUAAAAGUGGAUAAAAGAUCUUCUCCAUAAAAAGAACAAUCUUGAUGCGCGAACAAUGUAGGAAAAAGAAUUACACGAUCGGCGUGUUCCCUUUAGGAGCAUGUGACUUUUGCUUCACACAUUGUACCACUAGUACAGCGAGUGCUUUAUGGAAAAUUUCAAGUCGUUAAGAUAGGGCGAAUUACUUUGUAUUGUGGAAUUACAGUAAAAUACAGUAUUAUGUCGCUCUAAAAGCUAUUGAUAAUAAAUUUAAAUCGCGGAACGCAAACUUACGUUCUACAAACAUUUCGUACAAUUCAGUCAAGAGAUAUAAUUUCUGUUUUCUUUUUUUAGAACCGCUACAAUGUAACGUGAGUGUAGUAUGGUUACGUAAUUUUUGUAAAAUAAAUCUUGAAGGAGUUAAGUUAGACGAUGAGAAGUUCGUUGUAAGUGAAAGAUAAUUUGACCUUCAAUUUAGCAUAAUAUUACAUAUUCUUACAUUGACUCUAAGUAAUUUUAUUCCGUAGUUUUUUAUUUGUUACCAGUUAUAAUUAAUUAUAAUUAUUCACAUAGAUGUAACGAUGAACUAUAAUUGAUUAUAACUUUUCUUACUUAUAAUACGUAGCGUAAGAACAGGAUGCAUAGCAAAAGUGUAUUUGACUCUAUUUUGUGCAUCCUAAUGCACAAGGUGAUUGUAUACUCAUCAUAGCGCGGUACAGUCCGACUCUUAUUGGACUGCUGGUCGAUUUUCCAUAUGGAAUAAGCCGCUGCUUGUUAAUAACUAACUAUUACAAAGCUCGUUGCCAUUUGUGUAAUUUAGAUGUGGUUUAACGUUAAUAGAUAGUCGAUUUGUAAUAACAUACAAAAUUUAAUAUAAUAAUUACAUACACACAAGCAAUACCAGCCUUCUAGAAUGUGUUACAACGUGUUUUCUGUGAUGUGUGAUCAUGGUCUCUAACUAAACGAAGUAUGGUGUGGAAUGUGAGAUAUGUUUUUAACAUGGAUAUUCAUAUUUUCCUAUUAAUAUAUUGUAUUUGAUGAUAGGGCAUGGAGGUCGUAAAAUGUUUAACGAUUAUAUUUUUCUGUGGCUAUGAUUCUAUGUACUGCAUAGAGUAUCGGGAAAAGAAAGAUUCUUCAGUUCUCUUCCAACGUCAUCACCUAGGAUUUUUAAAAUUGAUUUGAUAAUGGGUGCUGUAUCGUAAUAGCGCAGGAGCUAAUAUCUAAGAAACAUGCAGGUUUUACUGACCAAUAUGUAACUUUAACCUGUGACGUUUAAAACGGUGCCGAUUUGAUACUUUUCCUUACAUGGUCAUUGAUGGUACACUAUGGUUACAGUUAGUAUAAUAUGAAAUUGCAAACAUAUGGAGUCUGUCCUAACGAUCCUAAAAUGUGUAAUCAGGAUAGGCUCUCGAAACUGAAAAUGAUUUUAAUAAAACUUUGUCGGAUUGCA
Molecule: messenger RNA, 5021 nt
Organism: Megalopta genalis
Lineage: Eukaryota; Metazoa; Arthropoda; Insecta; Hymenoptera; Halictidae
Source: RefSeq, a predicted model, not a curated record